UGAUAUAGUAUAUACGUAUUUUAAAGCAAUCAACUGUUCAAGUUUUUUAAAUCUUAUAACUCCCAACCGUACAAAAAUACUCACAGCAACUAUGCUGUACUGAUUUAUAUGUCCAAUAAUGUGAGAAGAUGAGCAUUUAUAAGUUCAUUCAGGAAAGCCAUACACAUCAACAACUUCUUUGCAAAAAAUAGUGUUAUUAUCCUUUGUGUUCUUCAAUUCCUUUUCUUAUUAUCAUGGAGGAAAAGUCCACAAUUUUAGAUUUCUGCAAGCUUUUAUUGAAGCAAGUUUCAUCAACUUUCAUGGAGAGUCUCAAAGUCUUGGUUCUUUUGCUUUUCUUUUCCAUGGAAUCCUUCAUUAUCUUACAAAAUGUUGAGCCUGUGUUUCACAUUGUACCCUUUAGUGUUCUUCUUAUACACUUCAUUUCCUUGGCCUAUAUCUCAAAAACUAGUCCUGUCUAUGUUGUGGAUUUCACAUGUUUCAAGCCACCAAAUUACUUGAGAGCUCCUUUCUCAACCUACAUUGAGCAUGCAACAAAGCUUGAUUUCUUUGAUGAUAAAAGUGUCUCUUUCAUAUCCAAGAUUCUUCAACUUUCUGGUUUGGGAGACCAAACUUACUUCCCACCAGGUCUUUUUUAUAUCCCUCCAAGAUCUGGCCAAAAAGAUGCUAUCAAUGAAGUACACAUGGUCCUUUUCGCUGUCUUUGAAGAUCUCUUGUCCAAAACAAAUAUUUCUCCAGAGGAUAUAGAUAUACUUAUUGUUAACUGCAGUGGCUUUUGCCCUAGCCCUUCUCUUUCUUCCAUUAUCGUCAACAAGUACGCGUUGAAAGAAGGGGUGAAAAGCUAUACGAUAAGUGGAAUGGGUUGUAGUGCGAACUCUCUAGCCAUUGAUAUGGCUAGAAACAUAAUGAAGACACACAAGAACUUCAACGCGGUCAUUCUUAGCACCGAGAUCUUAUCCACGGGGUGGUACCCCGGGAGAGAACGCGCUUUCAUGAUCUUGAACUGCAUUUUUCGCAUGGGGGGCGCUGCGGUCUUGCUUAGUAACAAGAAAGAGGCGAAAAGGGAUGCUAAAUAUAAGUUGCUUUGGACACUUAGGACGCAAGGAGCCUUUGAUGACAAGCGUUAUUACUCUGCUUAUCGUGAUGAGGACUCGAGUGGAAUCACUGGAGUUAGAUUGAACGGGGACGUCUUGCAGGUGGCUGGAGAUACUCUGCGGUCCCACAUCCCCGUUCUCGGGGUGAGAUUCCUCCCCCUAAUAGAGAAACUAAGGUUUGUUGCAUCCGUCUUAAGGUACAAAACUCCUAAAUGUUCAACGGAAAUUUAUAUUCCUAACUUCAGAACAGCAUUUCAACAUUUUUGCUUCCCCGCUACGGGGAAAUCGGUUGUGAGAGAGACUGCAACGAGGUUGAAGCUUGGAGAUAGAGACAUGGAGCCAGCAUUGAUGACAUUGCAUAGGUUUGGGAAUCAAUCUUCAUCUUCCUUGUGGUAUGAAUUAGCUUACUUAGAAGCCAAGGAAAGGGUGAAAAAAGGUGACAAAGUGUGGCAAUUGGGAAUGGGAACUGGGCCUAAGUGCAAUAGUGUGGUGAUGGAAUGUAUAAGGCCCAUUUUUGAUGAGGCUCUUAUUGGACCAUGGGCCGAUACCAUAAAUAGUUAUCCAGUCAUAAUUCCAUGAUCUCAAAUACUGUAACAUUAAAGAUGUGAUAAAAGCUUGCUGUAAGUUAUUGCUAUAUAACUAUAUAUACAUUUGUCUAAUUAUAAAAUUUAUUUUAUUA
Molecule: messenger RNA, 1770 nt
Organism: Lycium barbarum (goji berry)
Lineage: Eukaryota; Viridiplantae; Streptophyta; Magnoliopsida; Solanales; Solanaceae
Product: 3-ketoacyl-CoA synthase 5-like
Exons: 1
Coding region: 234-1670 (478 amino acids)
Biological process (GO): fatty acid biosynthetic process
Cellular component (GO): membrane
Molecular function (GO): acyltransferase activity, transferring groups other than amino-acyl groups
Source: RefSeq, a predicted model, not a curated record